Zymoseptoria tritici IPO323 is the source of this 4221-nucleotide messenger RNA. RefSeq lists its product as uncharacterized. Bases 1 to 4221 code for a protein of 1406 amino acids. Gene Ontology annotation, cellular component: TORC1 complex; cytoplasm. Gene Ontology annotation, molecular function: protein binding; protein-macromolecule adaptor activity. Gene Ontology annotation, biological process: cellular response to amino acid stimulus; positive regulation of cell growth; regulation of autophagy. The transcript has 3 exons. Lineage: Eukaryota; Fungi; Ascomycota; Dothideomycetes; Mycosphaerellales; Mycosphaerellaceae. The record is from RefSeq and is a predicted model, not a curated record.
AUGCGACAGCGACCGACGAAAGAGGAUGUGCGAAGAUCGGGCAAGAAGAAGAAAGAGUUGAAUAUGCGGCACGGCUGGGAGGCACAACUUUCGAACGAAGAGGUCACACGCAGCCUGAGCGAGAACUUCUUCAUGUACUAUGAGGAAAGGCGACAUGAGACUGCUGGGAAUCUGCCGCCGGGAUAUGAUCCGGCGAGUGUGCUGACCGAGUGGCGCAUGAAAGAUCGUCUGAAGACCGUCUCGGCACUGCUCGCGGUCUGUUUGAAUGUUGGAGUUGACCCUCCGGAUGUGAUCAAAACCAAUCCUUGUGCCCGUCUGGAGUGCUGGGUCGAUCCUGUUCCGCCGGACAGCACAAACCAGAGCUCGAACAAUACAAACGCACAAAUCGGGAAGAAUCUACAGUCACAAUACGAGAACUUGUCACUGCGGACGCGAUACAAGGUCAUUCUGGAUCCCACGAUAGAGGAGCUGAAAAAGUACACCACACAACUUCGGCGGACGGCACAUGCAGAGCGGCUACUGUUUCACUACAAUGGUCAUGGUGUGCCGAAGCCGACACAAAGUGGAGAGGUCUGGUGCUUCAACAGAAGCUACACACAAUACAUUCCCAUCAGUCUAUACGAUCUCCAAGAGUGGGUAGGUGCUCCAGGACUUUGGGUGUGGGAUUGCAGUGCAGCAGGUGGUAUCAUCCAAGGUUUCCUAGAAGCGGCGCAGAAACACAAUCUGAGCCAGCAGGAAGCUCUGCAAAAAGACCCGAACCGCGCUCAACAGCAGGCCAUUACAAAGUGGGAAGACUGCAUACAUCUUGCGGCUUGUCGAGAGAAUGAAGUGCUCCCCACGAAUCCCGACCUUCCGGCAGAUCUUUUCACUUCUUGCCUCACGACUCCAAUCAUGAUGGCGGUACGAUUCUUCAUCCUGCAAAAUCCACUAACUUCCACAUCGGGCGUCAGUCUUGCCCAGGCACGGAACAUUCCUGGCAAAGUCAGUGAGCGUAGAACGCCGUUGGGCGAACUGAAUUGGAUUUUCACGGCGAUCACGGAUACGAUCGCAUGGAACAUGCUUCCCAAGCCUCUUUUCAAGAAGCUCUUCCGGCAAGACUUGAUGGUGGCUGCAUUGUUCCGAAAUUUUCUCCUGGCACAAAGAGUGAUGCGAAUGUACCACUGUCAUCCGCUGUCAUAUCCUGCCAUCCCCAAUACGUACGAUCAUCCACUGUGGAAGAGCUGGGAUCUGGCUGUGGAGAUGAUUCUUUCUCAGCUUCCGAGGCUGAUCGAACAGCAGAAGGCGAAUGAUGCGGCUCUUGAGUACCAACAUUCGGACUUCUUCGCCGAUCAACUGUCCGCGUUUGAAGUGUACCUCACUUCUGCUCCGAGCAAUCCUGGCGCAGCAGGGUAUGCCAAACCGCCAGAGCAAUUGCCGAUCGUCCUGCAAGUGUUACUUUCGCAAGUUCACCGGCUGAGAGCGCUCAUUUUGUUGUCCAAAUUCUUGGAUCUUGGCCCAUGGGCGGUCAGUCUUGCUCUCAGCAUUGGAAUCUUCCCCUACGUGUUGAAGCUUUUGCAGUCUCAAGCUCUCGAACUCAAGGCUCCCAUGGUGUUCAUUUGGUCGAGGAUUCUUGCGGUGGACUCAAGCUGCCAGACUGAUCUGCUCAAGGAUCAUGGCUUUGCUUACUUUACGAACAUUCUCGUCUCUACCAACGGCAUUCCCAUGGGUAAUGUUGCUGAACAUCGAGCAAUGUGCACUUUUAUCAUCGCAAUCUUCUGCAAGGACAUGAACGCUGCGAAAAUGGCUGUUCUCGACAGUAAUCCAGAAGUCAUCGAUUGUUGCCUGCGGCACCUCCACGACAUGGAGAAUCCACUGUUGCGGCAGUUCAGCUUGCUUUGCUUGAGUCACAUGGUGCGAGACUGCUCGCCCGUAAAGGAUCAAUUUCUCGCCCAGAAUGGUGGGAGUCGCAUCGCAGAUCGUAGUCACGACCCUGUAGCAGAGGUCCGGGUGGCCUGCUUGAACGCCUUGACUAGCUUUAUCGCCACGGGUGAUUCUGCUGAUGCGUGGGUUGAGCAUGGAGAAGAACUCCUUGUACGACGACAAGAGGAGCAUCUGAUUGGCGUCGUCAUCACUAUGGGAAUGGACGGCUCCAUCAUGGUGCGAAGAGAAUUGACGGUGCUGUAUUCAGAGUUUGUGCUCAAAUAUAUGCCUCGCUUUCUUACCGCUGCGUGGGAGCAGCUUCUCGAAGAACAGGACAAGAAGCGUGGGCAAGAGCAGAAUGCCGAUGACUUCGUUGCGAUGCAGGCAAUUGAAGGGUCAAAUGAUCUUCAGAUGAUCAACGGCACAAGAGCAGCCAUAUCGCAUAAUCGUAGUGCAGCUGAAACAUCUCGCGGGACUGUAUACCGCGCUGUGUGGCGUCAAUUGAUGAGCCUUUCAGCAGACCCACAUCCAGAAAUCUCGAAGAACGCCGGUGCCAUCGUCGAUAAUGUGCUCAAUGCGGUCCUCGAGUCUCCGCUAGGUACCCACGCCGAGGCAAUACUCGACAGCUUACAAUCACAGGAGCCGAUUGUCGACAUUAUUCUCCCUGCCACCACACCAACUGCAUCGGAAGCACUGACAAAGACGAAGUCCAACGACACGCGGCCAGAAACGCCUCCUAGUCCUGCGCCAUCUUCGGCUUCAAGACCCGAUGGCUAUUUUGCCCUUUCGCGCACUGCCAGUGUCGCUGCUGCAAUGAAGAAUCUCAUCGGAUGGGGUCCGAAAACACCAGGCGAGCCAUCAUCCCCCGGCUCACCUACGCACACUCGUCGAAAUUCCGCAGCCACACCCUACCGAUCACGACCACUCACGCCAUACGACGCUGCACUGCUGCCACCGGACGCUCUUGAUAAUAUUACAGGGCGUCCGCCGCAUCAGCCGCCCGCGAACGUCCCUCCGACACCAUUCUUCAAGAGACGCGAGAAGAAUACUCUUCCUGAUCUGCCGUUGAAAUCCGAAUUCUUCGAAUGGGCCUCCUCCCACUUCCGCGAAGUCCAGAUGCGACCGAAUGAAGCCGACGAGCCAGGGUCGAAAGACUACAAUGAGCGACUAUGGCGACGGAACCGUAACGACAAGAUCAUUGCCUCAACACAACCACUGAAGGAAGCUGCCGGCAGCACACCUUGGGAUAAACCUUGCGGCUACUUCGGUAUCGGCGCUGCUCCUGUGAAGAUGGUCUUCCACCAAUUCGAAAACCACCUCGUCACCUCCGACGAUCGGGACUCCAUCGCCGUCUGGGACUGGUCAGCAGAACGUCAACUCCACCGCUUCUCCAAUGCCAAUCCUCGCGGCUCCCGUGUGACGGAAGUCCGCUUCAUCAACGAAGAUGACACAGCCAUGCUCAUGAUCGGAUCUUCGGAUGGUGUCAUCAAGAUCUACCGCAAUUACGAAUCUCCCGAGCACUGCCACCAUGUCGCUUCCUUCCGCGCUCUCUCCGAUCUGGUUCCCUCCGACAAAGGCGGAUCCGGUCUCGUGUUCGACUGGCAACAAGGCCAAGGCAAGGCUCUUGUGGCUGGAGAUGACCGCGUCGUCCGCGUCUGGGGCGUCGGAACCGAGCUCGCUAUCCGCGAUAUCGGCACAAGGUCUUCUGCAUGCAUCACGUCCCUCACCUCCGACCAAGUCGAAGGCAACAUUUUCGUCGCCGGUUUUGGUAAUGGUAGCGUCAAAGCUUACGACCAACGCUGCGAAGACAAAGACACCCUCGUCCGCGGCUGGAAUGAGCACAAAUCGUGGAUCGUUGGCGUGCACCUCCAGCGUGGAGGUAUGCGCGAGCUCAUCUCCGCUGACUCGAGCGGCCACAUUCGACUCUGGGACUUGCGCUACCCUGGGGCCGUGGCUGCCAUCAACCCUCCUGCUUCUCGACAAGAGCCGCGCAGUCUACGAACACUCAGCGUUCACGAACAUGCGCCUGUGUUUGCAACGGGAGGUAAAGAUCAUACGAUUAGAGUGUACAACACGGAUCUCAAACCACUCAGUACGUUUGAGCCGUAUAUGAGUUAUUUGCGGGUUGGAUUGAGCGGUGCGCCGAGGAAUGCGCCAAUCACGGCGACGGCUUUCCAUCCGCACCGUAUGAUGUUGGCUUGUGGGGCGGUGAAUGAUGGGCAUGUGAAUUUGUUCAAGUGUGAUGUUGAGGCGGAGGAGAGGGGUGUGUUGAGUAGUAAUGUUGAUGCUGGACAGGGUGUUGUGCAAGAGUGGAGGGGUUGA